AUGAACGCGUCUUGGUGGUGUGGAAUUGUGGGUUGCGUACUGAGGUGCGUUGGUCGAUCGCAUUCUAACACAGAGCUAUACCUGCCUAAACGAUGGACCAUUAUUACCAGAACCUUGAAUUUGUGGGUUAAUUAUUUUCUUCACUUUCCUCCGUUAACGUUUACUUUACAUGUCGGCGCUGUAACCCUCAUCGCCAGAACGCCGUUAGCUGCUCUGGCCGGAGUUUCUCAGCUAGAUUAUGAGGCAUCGGCGAGUUCAACUUCAGCACCAAUAAACUUAAAGUUGAUAUUUUCAGACGAUGUGGUCGUUUCUCCGGUGUUCACGAGACAAAAGAUAACCGGAAAAAAUGGUGGAAAUGAGUCCAUCAAAGUCGUAUUGGUUAAUGCCGAUACACAAGAAGAAGUCACCACAGCGCCGAUGGCCUUCUCGAAGGUGAAGAUAGUUCUACUUCGUGGAAAUUAUGAUGGCACCACCAUGGAAGAUGGCGAGUUCGAGAAAAACAUCGUGGUCAACUGGGGGAAAAAGAAAAAUCUUCUUGUCGGUGAUGUUUAUGUUCAUCUUGAACAUGGGACUGCAACAGUUGGUGAAAUCCGAAUCCAACACGAUAAAAAUCCUAUCAGAAAUGUUGAAUUCCGAUUGGGAGCAAUGGUUGUCGAUUCAUCAUGUCCCUAUGAGGUCAAACAGGCUAUAACACAAUCUUUUAAAGUCAAGGAUCGUCGAAAUGCUCCCAAGUCCUUCAGAUCAUUGUCUCCAACAGACAAGGUGUGGCAGCUGAAGAAUAUCAGUAAACAUGGCGUCAUCCAUACGCGUCUGGAGAGAGCAAACGUCUAUAACGUGAACGAUUUUCUCAAUAUGUAUCAUUCCAAUCCUCAAGCCCUCCAAGAGAUAUAUCGUGUCAAAGGCAAAAAGUGGGAGACAACUGUAAAUCAUGCCAAAACAUGCAACGUGGGUAAUGCUAAUUAUAAGGCCUCCAGACGACUUGAAUCCACCUCUCAAGGAUCGAACAUUCCAUCAUCCUUUGAUGGUGAUUGUUAUUUUCCGCAGCCUUAUGAAAACGAUUCUUUUCAUGGUAAAGAGAUGAUUGUGGAUGAUAGUUUUUCGAUCCAUGAUGUUCAAGAAUGUGAUAUGGAUGUAUGGUUUCAUGAAGAUGAUGAAGGGUCACUACUAUGUCAAGACUCUCGAGAAGAUGGAAUUUGUCGUGCAUUGAGUAUGGUUGAGUUUCAGGGUGUUCAGGCAAAGAAAAGAUGGAAGAAAAUGCGUACAUUGUUGUUCUCGAUUGCGUCUUUCUCUGUCAUGUGUGGGUGCGACCUGGAUGGCUAA
Lactuca virosa is the source of this 1320-nucleotide messenger RNA. The record is from the annotation of a GenBank genome assembly. Lineage: Eukaryota; Viridiplantae; Streptophyta; Magnoliopsida; Asterales; Asteraceae.